Messenger RNA from Rhipicephalus sanguineus (brown dog tick), 2475 nucleotides. Its product is annotated as inner centromere protein B. Gene Ontology annotation, cellular component: kinetochore; chromosome passenger complex; meiotic spindle midzone. The record is from RefSeq and is a predicted model, not a curated record. Gene Ontology annotation, biological process: positive regulation of protein serine/threonine kinase activity; metaphase chromosome alignment; meiotic spindle midzone assembly. The transcript is spliced from 11 exons. The coding region runs from base 1 to 2466 and encodes 821 amino acids. NCBI's taxonomy places the organism in Eukaryota, Metazoa, Arthropoda, Arachnida, Ixodida, Ixodidae. Gene Ontology annotation, molecular function: protein serine/threonine kinase activator activity.
AUGCCAAACCAUGCUUGUUUUUGCAUCCGUGUCCCACAGAGCCGCACCAAAGCGAAAGACUCGUUCAGUAUCAAAGGGUUCCAAGAAGAGUUCAACAAAGAAGAAAACAUCAACUGUCCAAGACGAAGAAAAUCGUCCACAUCGUCGGAGGACCCGGAGAAGGAAAAUGCUGAUGUGCAACCCAAAUCUGCAGUAAGGUCUACCAGGGCUGCCAGUAAAAAGGGACCACCUGCUAUCAAGGUAGAUGAUGCUACACCAAAAGAAAAACCAAGCCUUCGCCAACCUUUGCGAAGUACGAGACAGACACGUGCUCAGGCGAAGGCCCAGACGGCAAAUUUGGUUUCGGCGACCCCACCCCAUGGAGCGGGCGUAUCGCGGGCGUUGCUCUUCUCACCUGCUAACCGUGCAACCACACCGUCCAAGCAGCUUUUCUCGCCAUAUGCCAAGUGUAGUGUACAGGAGAAGGCAAGAGCCUUUGAGUCAAAGGAGCCUAUCACCCCCUCGCGCGCUGCUGCAACCCCUAAGAUUGGCAAUGCAACAAGAAAUAGAACCACUGCUGUGGCUGCUACAAAAGAAGCAGGUCGCAGUACUCCUUCACCUUUGACACCCAUGCAUCCUGCAUCGGAACUUGUUACUGAGGACAGGAUGCCUGCAACUCCUGCAAGUCCGAAGACACCAGCCUUGCCAUCACCUUUGAAAUCUGCUUCAAAAAAUAGUAGCGUAGAGGAAGCGGCAGCGGCCACCUGUGAGGACAUCACUCCUACAAAUCAUCCUGUCAAUGAGAAACCCACGAAGAGGGUGUCCAGCACAUCUCCGUCAAAGCGCAAGGAACAGCCCUCUUCAUUACGUUCCAGUCCUCCUGCCCUAGAACGUGACUCUACAGUAGAGCCCACUGCCACAUCGCCGGCAGCUUCCCCAGAUGAGAAGCAGGCUCCCUCCACACCAGACACCGAGCCGGUUAAAGAAAGGCGCAUUACGAGAGCUUCUGUUGCAGCUGCGCCACUCGCCACACUGUCGAAGACAACCUCACAGGCAACACCUGCUGGCGUUCGAGCGGCUAGUCGCCCGUAUCCUGCGUCAUCAUCGUCGACAGCAGAAUCGGACUCUGACGAUAAUUGGGUGGAAUCACCUACCACACCGAAGCGAGCUCGUCUCCCCCCUACAAGCCCUCACAUUGGGUCUGGUGUGAAGCUCAGUGGUGUUCUAGGUUCCGCGAAGGCACUUAGGAAGGACUGGCCAGUACACAAGGCAGCCGCUGGGCGCAAGAUUUCGACUACUAGUACUUCUUCCUUCAGGUCGGCUCCCAUGACUCCAAAGCAGGUCACACCAUCCAAGGCAACACGACUGUUUACCACAAGUGAAGCACGACAGGGCACCCAUAAGGCAUCCAACUUAGAGGAGUCCACUCGCAAGAGGCAUGACAGUGGAAGCAACAGCGAGUUGGAGCAGCAGCGCAAGCAAGAGCUGUUGCGGAUGAAAAUCGAGACAUCAAAGAAAGACCGAGAGCAGAGGCUGGCUAGGGUACAAGCUCAGCGGGAGCGACGUGAAGCCGAGCGGCGAGAGCAGGAGCAGUUGCGGCAACGUGAAGCUCAGCAGAAGGAGCUGGAGAGGUUGAAGCAACGAACUGCAUUCCAUCAGCGCAAGCAGAGCGAGCGGAGCCUCAAUGUGGAUACCUUGGCAGCUGCUACAAAGAGGAAAGCAGAAUCCCCUCUGGUCUCUGCAGCUAAGAGGAUCACACCCCUGAAAAUAAGCAAGCCUCCAAAGAUGGCCAGGAAUGCUUGCGCUGACGCAGAGGCUGCCAGGCUCAUCUUCGCCCAGCCAAGUACGAGCCUCUCGCAGAAGGCAAAGUUGAACAACAGCCUCCAGCAGCAGGCAAUGCUCAACAGCCUGUCACAGUCCCUCAGGAGCCAGGCAAGCUUUCUGCCCUCCCCUGAGCGGCCUCAGGCAGCCUCUGCUGCAUCGCAGUCCAUCACAGAGCUUGUCGAGAGCACACCAGAAAAGCAGCGUGCUGCUCUGAACGUCACCGUGACGCUGUCUUCUGAGGACAAGCCUGCGGAGGCCCUCGGCGAGACAUUCACCAUGCCUCACGACUCCAGUGUACUAAACACACCAGCAGCAGCAGCCAACUCUACGUUCGUAAGGAGUGAAGGCCCCCCGAGGUCGAGCGGGUAUGACAUUACACCACACAGAAGUGAGCUUCCUCCAGAGCCCAUCAAGGACAAGAACAACUAUGACAUCGAGGACCUCAAUUCUGGCGACGAAACUGAUGAUGAUGAGAAACCACGCAAGGAAGUCCCCGCCUGGGCUAAAGGUGCCGCCCUGAAUGCCCUCGUGGCACGACAGAACAGAAGCGGGAUAUCAGGCCUGGAGUUCUUUGGCGUGAUGCCCUUGCUGAGCUUGGACAACAUAUUCCCAGUGAAGAAGAAGACUUUCAACAAGCGCACCAGUUCAGCACUGUGGGACUGAGGAUCCCAG